AGCUUGCCGGUACUGGGCAUUCCGGGCACGCGGAGCUCGGCCCAGGCCUCCGCCAUGGACGAGGAGAUUCAGGAGGUGCGCGACAAUUUCUAUGUCGGCAACUAUGUGAAGGCCAUGAACCUCUGCGAGUCCCUGAAGGGCUCUAGCGAGCUCACGCAGGGCGAGCUGGGCGCCAUUUUGGCGCGCUGCUGCUUGGCCAUCCCCCAGAUCGAGCGGCUGAAGGCCAUGCAGAACUCGGAGAUUUCAGGGCAGCGAGCCGCCGCGCUCAUGGCGGUGAUCACCAAGUCCAAGAACGAGCCGCAGGUGUCCUCCGCCAAGGAGCGGCUCGGGGCCUUGGCGAAGGAGACGCAGGACAUGAGCUGUGCCAUGCUCCACGCGAUUGUGCUGGCAAUGGACGGCAACUGGAACGAGGCUGCGCAGAUGACCAAGGCACAUCCCGUGCUGGAAAUGCAGGUGCUGACGAUUCUGCUGGCGCUCAGCUGUAACCAGAUCAGCAUGGGGGAGAAGCUGCUGAAGGAGGCGGCGGGGAACAACGACGACUCGGCUGCAUACCGCAUCGCGGCGGCGGCGGUGAAGCUGGGGGGCGGAGACCCGGAGGAAGCGUACCUCACGUACUGCGACCUCUCCUCGCAGUUCCCACCGGUGGAUGGCGAUGACUCUGGCGCCGGAUCGGUUCUGCUACAGAACGGCAAGGCUGUGGCCAACAUGCAGCGCGGCAUGUUCUCGGAGGCCGUGGAGGACUUGCAGAGGGCCCUGGCUGUUGCUCCGAACGACCCAGACACGCUGGUCAACAUGUGCAGUUGCAUGACCCACCUGGGCAAGAAGGAGGAGUUCCAGCAGUAUUACACCAAGCUGGAGCAGGUCGCUCCCACCAACGGCUUCGUGCUGAAGACCCAGGCCAUGUCCACGGCCUUCACGCGCUUCAAGACCUCCCUGCAGGCCUUUCAGACUUUGGACCAGUAGGAGGCGAAGCGAGC
This is a messenger RNA of Effrenium voratum, 977 nucleotides long. The record is from the annotation of a GenBank genome assembly. NCBI's taxonomy places the organism in Eukaryota, Dinophyceae, Suessiales, Symbiodiniaceae.